Microtus ochrogaster (prairie vole) is the source of this 3791-nucleotide messenger RNA. It is a transcript of the gene Znf385a, whose product is annotated as zinc finger protein 385A. Gene Ontology annotation, cellular component: neuronal cell body; nucleus. Gene Ontology annotation, biological process: mRNA localization resulting in post-transcriptional regulation of gene expression; regulation of cytoplasmic translation. Gene Ontology annotation, molecular function: mRNA 3'-UTR binding; zinc ion binding. NCBI's taxonomy places the organism in Eukaryota, Metazoa, Chordata, Mammalia, Rodentia, Cricetidae. The record is from RefSeq and is a predicted model, not a curated record.
UAGGGGGACAGCCCCACGCUAGUGGCCACCUCUCUCCAUGAGAGUAGGGGACAGCCCCACGCUAGUGGCCACCUCUCUCCCUUCUCACCCCAGCCCUGCUCCCCAUCAGUUUCAGGCUCUGGGGAGUCUGUGUGCUCUCCUCCAUCUCUCCUCUAAAGCUAAAUGAGGACUCCACACCCAGGAAAAGCAAGGAAUUGCUUUCCCCAUUCUCUGCUUAAAACAGAUGCAAGCCCGUGCUCAGCUCUCCGGCUCAGCAUCAAAUGAGAGCCCUCUGGGAGCCGUGUAGCAGAGGAAGGAUUUGCUAGAGUGUGACAGAUCUUGAUUUGACUCUCAGCCCUGAUACUUAAGGCUGUGUGACAUCAGCCAAGCUUUUUAACCUCUCUGAGUCCCAGUCUUCUCCUGUGCUGAAUGGGAGAAAUAAUAGUGGCUACUUCAUGGAUCACAACCAGCUCCCAGACUGCUGUCUCCAAGCUGACAUGUGCUGAGACUCCUGUUCAUGCCUGGUUCCUCAUGGUUCCUUGAACGUUUUUCUAUGACUGUUUCUGGAACUCAUCUCUCUCCAAUAAAUUGAUUUUGGGAGUGGGAUCCUAGACAGUUGACAGCCAGCGACAAGGUCAAGGCGCCAAGCUGUAGUAAGUAGCCGGUGCCCUGGUGUGGAAGUGCCAGCCCCAAACCAGCUGCUGAGAGAGGGAGCAGGGGACACCGCAAGCACUCGGGUUUCUCUCACCAUUCCUGAGGCUCGUUACAGCUGCUCCGGUGUGCCAGGCAGUGAGGCGGGGUGGGGCACAGGGGACCAGGAAGAGGAGAUAACCAUCCCGUCUGUCCCUGUCUUCCCUUCUGUUCUCUGCCCCGGGGUCUUCCCGUCCUCACCUAGCUCUCGUCCUGCCUGUCAACGGUGUCCUGCUGGUUUAAACUCCUUCCCACUUUCCACCCUUAGCCUUUCUGUGUCUGUCCCUUUUCUAGUCAGUCACUCCUGCUUCUGCCAUGCCUUCUCAUGUAUAUUCUCUCUCUCCCCCUACACAGACGCACACACGCGUGCACGCACACACUAUGCACACACGCACAGCAUUCCAAGUGUAAAGUAUCAGAAGAGGAAAUGGACAGGAGGCGUUCAGACCCCCAACAGUCAAAGGCCAAAGGCAAACAUCCUAUCAUCUCCUUCAGACUUAGAAUUUGGAAACUAAGCUACCAGCAGCCUUGACCUGUGUCUGCCUCAGGCACACUGGCCUCCAGUCUUGGCACUGGGUGGAAGAGACAGACCCCUCUAGACCUUUCUGGACCUCAUUCUCCACCCCCAGCUGUGCCUGAGCCCUCCCCACCCCCUCCCUCUCGCUUCAGAUUCCCCUAAUCCCUGCUCCCCCGCCCUCCCCUCUGCCCCACUUUUCCAGGACUCUGAUUGGCUGAUUCUGACUGGGCUGGGGGAGGGGGGAUGGUAAAGGAAGGGGGCAGAGGGCAGAAGCAAGGGAAGGGGACACUGUCAGGCCCAGGCCCCUAGGGGGCCAGGGCCAGGCCACUGCCUGGGGGGCAGCAAGUACCAGCUACUGAAGGCAGCCUGAGCCGGGCAGGGCCCCUCCCUCUGCUCCGGCAGCCCCCCAUCAUGCAGCCCCCGAUGGACCUCAAGCAGAUCCUGCCCUUUCCACUGGAGCCAGCCCCAACUCUGGGUCUCUUCAGCAACUACAGCACAAUGGACCCUGUACAGAAGGCUGUGCUCUCACACACGUUUGGAGGACCCUUGCUCAAGACCAAGAGGCCAGUCAUUUCCUGUAAUGUCUGUCAAAUCCGAUUCAAUUCUCAGAGCCAGGCUGAAGCACACUACAAGGGUAAUCGCCAUGCCCGAAGAGUCAAAGGCAUCGAGGCUGCCAAGACCCGCGGCAGGGAGCCUAGUGUCCGGGAAUCAGCAGACCCAGCUCCAGCAGGCAACACCCCCCCAAGUGGGGAUGGUGUAGCCCCUCGUCCAGUUUCCAUGGAGAAUGGCCUGGGUCCAGCUCCAGGAUCCCCAGAGAAACAGCCUGGCUCCCCAUCCCCUCCCAGUGUUCCAGAGUCUGGACAGGGUGUAACCAAGGCUGAAGGGGGAACUCCAGCCCCAGCUUCCCUGCCUGGGGGUAGCAAGGAAGAGGAGGAGAAGGCUAAGCGUCUGCUCUACUGUGCACUGUGCAAGGUGGCUGUGAACUCCCUCUCCCAGCUUGAGGCACAUAACAAAGGUACUAAGCACAAGACAAUUUUGGAGGCCCGAAGUGGACUGGGGCCCAUCAAAGCUUACCCUCGGCUGGGGCCUCCCACUCCUGGGGAACCAGAGGCUCCUUCCCAGGACCGAACCUUCCACUGUGAGAUUUGCAACGUCAAGGUCAAUUCGGAGGUCCAGCUGAAACAACACAUCUCCAGCAGGAGGCACCGAGACGGCGUGGCCGGGAAGCCCAACCCUCUACUGAGCCGUCACAAGAAGCCUAGGGGCGCUGCGGAGCUGGCGGGCACGCUGACUUUCUCCAAGGAGCUGCCGAAGUCCCUGGCCGGUGGCCUGCUCCCCAGCCCCCUGGCGGUGGCUGCGGUGAUGGCCGCUGCAGCAGGCUCCCCGCUGUCCCUGCGCCCAGCUCCAGCCGCACCUCUUCUGCAGGGACCACCGAUCACUCAUCCUCUACUCCAUCCGGCCCCGGGACCCAUCCGAACUGCGCACGGACCCAUCCUCUUCUCCCCUUACUGACCUCAACCCUGAACCCCUCCCGUUGUAUUCCCCCACCUCCAGCCGGGACCCAGGCCUUCGGGCUCCCAGCCCGCCCCUCCUCCUGGCGCUCCCUGAAUGGUCUGUCCUUCCCCCCACCCCGAGGUACGGGGUUCCAGGAAAGGGGAGGGGUAGCGGGGGAGGGGGGCUUAAGAAGGGGGGGAACACCCCAGAUCUCAGGGAACCCCGCCCCCUGUCCUUCCCUCUCCCCUAGAAAAGAGGGGGUCCGUCUCACCCCCGAGCCCCCUCGGAGACACCCCCUCCCAAAAGCCAUGUUCAUCCAACCCUUCCCCUCCAAACCUAGCACAAAACGGGGUUCACAAGCCAUGGUCGGGCCCGGGGGGAUAACAUGGAUUUUCUUGGCAAUAAGCGGACUCUGGGACUCCGGCCCCCACCCCAACUAAAGCGCUUCCUCCGCAGGGGGAGGGGAGCAGGCGGGAUCCUGGGUCCCUCAUAAGCACUUUGGUUUUACCGCCUGCAACCUCACUGUGCCCGCCCCGCACCAUGCCCCAUCCCAGGUCCAGUCGGGCCCAUAGCAGGGGCAGCAAGCACUUGGAGGCGUCUCAGGCACUUGGGUGGGACCAAGGAGAUGCCCUCGUAGACCCUUCCCCUCACCUUCUUACUCCCCAGUCCGGGUUCCAUUCUUUUCACCAGCACCCAUCGCCCAAGGGGUAUCAAGGGGGGCAAGGGGUGUCCAGUCCAAGCCCACCCCCGCCUCGCCUUCCGCAAAACUGUGAGCAAAAAGCAAUAGAAGCCUCGCCCCCGCCUCGCCCCACCUCUUUCCGCAGGAUUUGCCGUCUGUAGCCUCCCUGAUCCCAAUCCCGAGACCUCAUGGCUGCCACCUCCCGUGACACUUCCACUGCACAACUCGGGCGGGGGCGUGACCCCCAACCUGUCCCUUCUGUGGUUUCUGUGUGGUCAGCCCUUCCAGCGCCGACCUGGGAUGGGGACCGGCCCCCACUGGCCCUCCCCUCCCUAUGGACUCUUUCUGCUUGACGAUGUAGCAACCCCGCUCCACCUCCACCCUCCCCUUUUCCUUCUUGAAAAUAAAGUCUGGAUUCGUUUUGCCCUCUGC